UUUGAUUUGUUUAUCACAAUAUAAAAUACGAUAAUAACCAUAAUAAUUAUUAGUUUAUUACAAUAAUAUAGUACAUUUUACUAGUAUUUUAUUGUGAAUUGUGAUAGUUUCGCCUCAGUGAACAUCGUAGAGUAGUGCAAUAUCAGUCAUUCGAAAUGAAAAUUAAUUUGAAAAUAGUAAUUUUAGGUGAUUCAUCCGUGGGAAAAUCAUCUUUGUUGGUUGGAAAGUUUUAUUCGGAUACUAAUCUACUCAUAAUCUACCUAAUUAUGGUACUAAUUUUACAACCAAGGAAAUUGUGAUUAAUGGAACAAUCGUAUCAAUUCAGUUUUGGGAUAUGCCAGGACUACGGUCAUUACGAUCUUGCAGUGUACCGUAUUAUCGAGGUGCUGAUUGUUGUGUUUUGGUUUACGAUGUCACUUCAUUAAAAUCUUUUGAGUCAUUGAAUUAUUGGCGAGAUGACUUCCUUACCGAGAUCUCAAUACCUAAUGGAAAAUUAUGUCCAUUUGUAGUUCUUGGUAACAAAGUCGACUUAAAUAACACAAUGGUGGAUCAAGAAUGGGUUAAGUUAUGGAACAGGGAUAAUGGAAUUUUAUCAUACUUCGUAACAUCGGCAAAAGAUUCAACAAAUGUUAAAGAAGCAUUCAACACAGUAGUAAAGAACGCAUUUGAUUAUAAACAAAAAACCUACAUUUAUGAAACUGUAAAUGAUCAGAAGGAACAAAAUUCCCGUUUAUUUUGUUGCGGUCUUUUUCAUGUAGCUAAUAAUUUGUUUUGAACAACCUAACCUAACCUAAUUCAAAUAUCCAAUUAAUCUUAUUACGAAUCAUUAAAUGUACUUCACCUUAUGUUUCUAAUCACCCCUUACAUUCGGGCUUAAAAAAUCAUACCGUCUAAGAAGCAGUCAAAAUUUCCUACAAACUAUUCCUUACAGCCUGUUUUGUAAAUCACUCUAUAUUAUAUUUCUAUAUAGCCUACUAAUCCUUUUUCUCUAAACUCUAAUUCUAUUCCAGAAAAUUCACCUAGAAGGUUAAAGCAAAACUGGAAAGGUAACCUGAAAUAACACUAACUCUCUCUAGUCAGUAAGUGUUGACGCUGGGUGAUUGCUUUGUAAAAUUAUUUGUAAAUUGUAUGUAUUAAAAAUAAAAGUUAAAAGAAAAUCUAUCAAAUGUAA
Molecule: messenger RNA, 1171 nt
Organism: Aphis gossypii (cotton aphid)
Lineage: Eukaryota; Metazoa; Arthropoda; Insecta; Hemiptera; Aphididae
Exons: 3
Coding region: 335-775 (146 amino acids)
Molecular function (GO): GTPase activity; GTP binding
Source: RefSeq, a predicted model, not a curated record